AGAGCGAUAGAGAGAGAGAGGAGUGUACUCAGACUGAAAGUCUGAAUCAGUAAGAAAGAAAGCUGGUGACCGUUCACUGUUUCAGUGUCGUAUUAGUCAUUCCCUUCUUAAAGGAGUGGGUUUAUGUUUCUUCAGUUCCUCUGUUUUUGGAUUUCAUGACCCUGGGAUUACAAAUCGACCCGAAAGCUUUUGUGAGAGGAUCCAGUGUUUGUGUUUGAGUUGAAGCUCAUCGAUAUCUUGUGUAGAUCUGAAAGAAAUCUCCUGUGUGGAUCUAUUUAUUGCCUCUGACAUGGGGCUUGGCAAGGCGCUGCUGAUUUUGGGGUUUGUGUGCGCGCUGCAGAAAGUCGUGUUUGGGUGCAGCAAUGGCUUCCAAAGCAAAGACGGCAAAUGCGAAGAUGUAAACGAGUGUGAUGACCCUGACUUCUGUGGGGACCACGCAAAGUGCAUUAACACCAAUGGGAGCUAUUACUGUGAAUGUUCUGCUGGUUUCCACAAUGCAAAAGGGAAUCCCAUCUUUAUUAUUGAGAAGGGACAGUGCACUGACAUUAACGAAUGCCUGGACAAUAAUACAACCUGUGGUCCUCAUGGCACCUGCAAUAAUGUCAUUGGGAGCUAUAGAUGCGUCUGUAACGCCGGCUACGUUAGCGCAGACGCCAGCAACAACACUGCGGACUGCAGAGAUAUAGACGAAUGCAGGGAGCACAAAGACAUUUGUGGAGAGAAAGGCGUCUGUGAAAACCUUAACGGGAGUUAUCGAUGCAAAUGUGACGCAGGACACACCAACUACGGCCAGGAAAAAACCAGAUGCUCAAAGCUCGAGUGUGACAGCUUCAGUGCCGACAGCGAUCCGGGGAAGUCCUUUGAAGGGCUGGCGGACAUGCUGUCCAUGAUGAGGAACAGCUGCUUGGCUCUGUCCGACCCAAGCUUUUCUGCUGGUGGAAAGGCUGAUGGCGACGCGCUGCUCGAGAAACUUCUGACGGCGACUGACACCAUCCUGUCCCCUGCACACGUGGACAACAGUGAAGGUGUGAGUGGGCUGCUCAGUGCUGUGGAGAAGUCGAUUUUACUGAUUGGUCCUCAGCUCAAAGCCAACGACACCAAAAUGGAGACCAAAGAAACGGAGGCAAACAUUAUAGUUCGAAGAGGAGCUACCCGCCCAACCGGACAAAUCCAUCUGACCAGUGAACAUGCUGAUCUGAACACUGACUGGACAACAGCAGCUGGCAAAGGCCCAUAUCCUGGUUUUGCUCUGGCCGCCUUGCUGAGCUACAAGAACCUGGAGGGGUCAGUAAACAGAUCUUUCGAGGACCUGAAAGAAAAGGAAAAAGACGCCGUUUCCUUCCAGAUCUUCUCCAAAGUCGUCUCUGUCGUGGUUUCCAACCCAUCGACUCAGAACCUGCACAGACCUGUCAACAUUACUUUCAGACUUCUAAAGGACAUAAAACAGACCCCAGAGGUGAGCUACAUCUGCGUGUACUGGGAUGAGAGAGGAGUCUGGUCCCCAGAUGGCUGCUCCCAGGGGCUGUCCAACGACACACACACUGUGUGUUCGUGUGAACAUCUGAGCAGCUUUGCUGUGCUGAUGGCCCUUUAUCCCAUGGAGACCAGCUUUCAGCUCCAACUGUUGACCCAGAUCGGCCUGAUCAUCUCCCUCGUUUGCCUGGUGCUGAGCAUCCUGACGUUCAAGUUCUGCCGGUCCAUUCAGGGGACGCGCACCACCAUCCACCUGCACCUCUGCGUCUGCCUCUUUAUGGCGGACCUCGUCUUCUUGGUCGGGAUUUCUCGAACUAGACCAGAGGGCGGCUGCAAGUUUGUCGCCGCAAUGCUCCAUUUCUUCUUCUUGGGUGUAAUGAGCUGGAUGCUGUUAGAAGGGGUGCAGCUCUACAGAAUGGUGGUCCUGGUGUUCAACGCCACCAUCCGGCCCCUCUACUUGUACGUCACCGGUUACGGGGUCCCUCUGGGGAUUGUUAUCAUGUCCGCCAUCAUCAGACCAGGGGGCUACGGCACUAAAGACCACUGCUGGCUGUCCUUGGAGCACGGCCUGAUCUGGAGCUUCUUUGGCCCUGUGUGCUUCAUCAUCGCCCUGAACGUCUUUUUCUUCAUCGUCACUGUGUGGAAGCUCGCCCAGAAGUUCGCCACCCUCAACCCAGACCUCUCCAAGCUGCACAAAAUAAAAGCUUUCACAGUCACCGCCAUCGCCCAGAUGUGCAUACUGGGACUGAUGUGGGCGUUUGGAGCCUUCUUGUUCAGCGAGGGCACGACGGCGGUCGCAUACGUCUUCACCAUCCUCAACAGCCUGCAGGGUGCCCUGGUCUUCGUCAUGCACUGCGUGCUGUCUAAACAGGUGAGAGAUGAGUACGUCCAGCUCCUUUCCUGCGUCUGCACGCCGCAAAAGAAGAGGUACUCCGACUUCAGCAGCACCAAUCCGUCCAGCAGUCAAUCUCAAGGUUCCCGGAGUGGACAGAUCACAGGAGAAUCCCAAAUAUGAAGAGCUUCAUCAUCCAUACCCCGCCUCAUGGGCAGAAAAUCACGCCUUCAGACUGUUAGGGCAAAGACUGUCAAGGUUCAAAUCACCUAGAAAAACAAACGUGUCCUUCUGUUGCCUACAUUUCAGUGAUUUUUAAGUUAUUAUUCUUUCGAACUGCCGUUGUUGACCCGUAGAAGAGCAGCAAGAGUGAUCUCUUAUUUAAACUAAACUAAACAGAAACGCUACAAAACCGGAAAAAAACAACAAAAAAAAACAAUACAUUGAGUGAAGCCAUCAAUCAAUGUGGAUCAGGAUUUGGACUUUUGCCGUUGUACGUUUUUGAGACUUGAGUCAAGGGUGAUCAGACUGUGAAUUGUGAAAACUAAAACCCUCCAUCUCAUCUCCUCAAUUCUGUAUUCAGUUUCACCAUGAAAAUGAAAAACUAUUUUAGAGCCAAAAUGGUCUCAAACGUUGCAAAAGGAUGAAUUUUUAAUGUACUUAAACAACUUCUUGUGACUAAACGGCGCCCCCUGCUGACCACUAAAGCAAACCCAAUGUUUCAGGAAAUUUUUAUCCGUCUUUUUGACAGUUCUGUUUAAAUACUCUGUAAGGUCCAUAAAAAAUACCAUUGGGGGGAAAAAAAGCAGAAAAUCUUAUCUAACUAUGCACACCGACUUCAAUUUUAAAAAGAAGAACAAGACACCAAAAUAUAAUGUAGAAAGAAAAAGGGUUUGAUAGUUUCUGAUGUUUUUACUGCCAUUCACAACAGAACAAAUUGUAUGUGAUGUGAUUUAUACUGUAAAAUGAUCCAGGUUAUUUUAUUUUAUUUUUUAAAGUGAGCCUUAAAAAUGUUUCUUCAGGAGUUGUUUGAGUUACAUCGAUGCUGCGUUAGUAAACAGAAGUGGCUCGUCAGUUCAACCGGAACAUAUCACAGUUAUAAUAUAAGCUGUACUGCCUCCAAGGCAACUUAAAACUGAGUUUUAUGGAUUUAGACAUAUUUAUUUCAGAACGCAGACAACAGAAGUUAAUACACACACGUGAGCAGAUAGUUUGCACUGUAUUUGAUGUAAAUGUUACCUGUAUAAAUAGUAGUUUUUGUUGUUUGUUUUGUGCGUACCGUAGGGAAAAAGGUACUGAAUACAUCAAAAAGUAUACUUCUAAUGCGGUGAUGGGGGUCAUGAAAUUCACACCAGAUGUUGGUAACAAUCCAAGUUAUCCCCAAAUGAUUACCGUCACCUUGGAUUAAAAUACAAGAACUGUUCCAGAACAGAGUGAAAAACUAAAUAUAAACUAAAUAUAUAGCACUGUUUUCUUAAACAUAACAGCGCACAGAUAAUCCACAAUUUAAGAAAAGAAGAAAUUCAUUUGUAUUAAAUAAAAUUAGACUGUCUGUAUGCUUCCGUUUAUGUUUUUGGACAUUUUCAAAUAUUUACACAUUUUUUCAUGGACCUCUGAAAUUUCUAAACUUUGUCCACUUUCAGCUCAUCGACUGUUGCUCAGUCAAUUAGGACUGAACCUGUCGAUAUCCACCACCACCACUAGGGGGCAGGAAUUCUUUCAAAACACCGAGAUUUCUUCAAGUUCCUUUAGUAUCCAAGCCUUUUUUUUUUUUUUUUUUUUUUUUUUUUUUUUUUUGCGGUGUAUUAAUUUUAAUGCAUUUCAUCCUUAUUCUAUGUCUCAUUAUACAUGUUACACGUACUUUCUGACACAUUGGUUACAAUGUUGUUGUAUUUGGGCUAAGUUUGGCUACUACCAACGUCCGGUGUGAACGUCGUGGCAAAUAGCCAAUUCAAAAUUCAUCUUCACACGGAGAAAUGCUGAAGUAUUUGAUACUUAUUUACCCGGCUGUACUUCUGUGGUAUUUGUCUUCAUGUACUGUAAUGAAAUAUUAUGCUUAUAAUGGGACAGAAACUCACGCACAGCCUCUGAUUUCAAACAAAACGAGCGAUAUGUGUUGCUUUCAUCACUCAUGACUAAUGUCAAAUCCUCCAUCUUGGCUUAUGGCUGAGCUUUCCUGCUCUUUUAUUGUUAUUAUUAUUCUUAUUAUUGCAAUUGCCAACCAUGUAAACACAUCCGGGACAGGAUAAGAGCUUCAGUAACCAACAAAAACGCGGCCCGCCCUGCUGAUAAGGUUGCAGCAACUUCCCCCCAUCAUGCAGUGUUUGUUGAGUAAAUGUCCAUUUAAUUACCGUGUUCUUAUUUUAGAGCUUGUGUGUGUCCAGGAAAUGCUCGUUACUGUAAGACUGAGGCUUUAUCGCUGAAAUGAGAGCUUAGACAAGAUUUGUACAGACCUGAGUUUGUUUUCUAUCACUGCACUUUUCUGUUGUAAAAAGAAAUAUCCAGUACAGCUAUAGGGUUUCAUUUUGUUAUGUAAUAAUAGAAGCAGUCGCACUAGCAGAACCUUCAUAGUUUUAUGUAUAGAUAUGCAUUUUAAUUUUCCAUCAUUCACAUCUGUUGAAUUAGACAUGGAAAAUCUUGUUUUUUAUAAUAAAUUAGAGGCUUUCAGAGCUGCAUUUUGUUUUAUCUUCCUAUUGAUGUUCAGAUUUCAAUGUUAACCUUUAGUUUUACCAGCUGUUCUUUGGUUUGUAAUUGUCGUGGUUUUUAUUAUUAUUUUGUACCAGUUUUAUUCCUGCAAAGCAAAAAGUUGUGUUUAUGCUAAAAAAUAAAAGCAAUGUGCAGCUUUUUUAAAUGAAUGUAAGAUUCCUUAUUGUUAGUAUAUAGCAGAGCUACAUUUAUAAAUAAGCUUAUUUUUUUACUUUGGUUCACUUUACACGAUUUGGUACUUUUUCUUCAAUGGAUAUUGUCCACAAUUCUGAAUAAAGCCUUUUCUUCA
Gambusia affinis (western mosquitofish) is the source of this 5300-nucleotide messenger RNA. Its product is annotated as adhesion G protein-coupled receptor E1. The transcript has 17 exons. Lineage: Eukaryota; Metazoa; Chordata; Actinopteri; Cyprinodontiformes; Poeciliidae. Gene Ontology annotation, cellular component: membrane. Gene Ontology annotation, biological process: adenylate cyclase-activating G protein-coupled receptor signaling pathway; cell surface receptor signaling pathway. Bases 290 to 2488 code for a protein of 732 amino acids. The record is from RefSeq and is a predicted model, not a curated record. Gene Ontology annotation, molecular function: G protein-coupled receptor activity; calcium ion binding.